Messenger RNA from Orbicella faveolata, 2211 nucleotides. RefSeq lists its product as uncharacterized. Lineage: Eukaryota; Metazoa; Cnidaria; Anthozoa; Scleractinia; Merulinidae. The record is from RefSeq and is a predicted model, not a curated record.
AUUGAGUGAGAGGCGUUUAGCUUUUUGAUUUUGCCUGCCAAGAUGGCAAUCGUCUCUAGAAAAUACCCUUUUUACGGUAGCAAUAAGCAGUUAGUCAGUUGUGUUCUGUUCACUUCUUGUUUUAUCUUGCAAUCGCUUUGGAUGCCUACAGCUCUGGCUGCUGAAAGCGCAGGCCAGAAGGCGCAUUUUCAAGUUGAGGACAAGUCAGGGGAGAUGAAAAUUACAGCAACUAAGGACCAAGCGAAGGUAAUCGCUCAAGCAGACUCCGUUCAAGUAGUGGUUAAGCCUGGAACAGCGGAUUAUCCCGUCCUCAAAUCGGACAAGCCCGUAGUACAUGUAACUCAGCCAGGAUGGAGUUCCAUAAGCAUUCGUAAAUCUGCGAUUUUCAAGAGAACGAAGCCUUUAACGAGGCAAACGAAGAACUCAGUGGCAAACAAACCAAGGAAGGCACUUAUAAUAGGGAAAAGACUUUAUUCAAAGAAUGCAGAAAGAUCAAUGUCGGGACAGAAACUUAAAAAAUUUUUUCCGAGGGAAGGCUGUUCAUUUUUCCCCGAAAAGCGAAGAAAAUGUUUUGAAAGGAAGUCUACUCAAUAUAAAGCCAAGAAUGUUUCAGGAAGUAAAAAAUCUGAUGUUAAAUAUGGAGGAUUUCACGUAAGUGGUGAUGCGGGGAAACUUAAAAUGCACGUUACAAAAGACGAAACAACGCUAAGUAGUGAAUCAGGAGGGGUGGAUAUUUCCCUUAAUAAACAUCCAUCAUCAUCCGCAGCGUCAGACCAGCGAAAAUUGGACACUCAACCUCAAAUGUACAGGGAGGAGUCAGCUGAUAAGGCGGUACACAUCGCUACUGAAUUGGAAAACAGUUUGUCCAAUUUUUCUGGCUUGAGAAAAUCAGUUAUCACUAAGCUCAAAAAAGAUUGGGACUGAUAUGACAACAGAAGGCUUUAGUGCUGUCCAUCGUUCAGACUCUAUCAUCUAUUGGACAACUUGUAUGCCUUCAAACAUGUAGAAAACCGUGAAAGUGUGAGAGAAGUUAUAAUCUGACAACUGAGUCUCUCCAAACCAUUGUUGAUCUCUAUUAUUUGUGCUUCGGGCAACACAUACUAGCCCUGAGAUGAUCUAAAAAGCUUUAAAAUACAUUCCCCAUUUCCCCAAUAUUUCUAAUCAGUUUUCAUUAACUCGUCAGCUAUACCUUUAUCGGCAAAGCUCUCUCAGUGUCACUAAAAACAAGAGGAAAAUAAAUAAAUUACUGAAUGGUAUUCAUUGAUAUGGAAAGAGGCACUAUGAAAGUAAAAUGAUCAGGGCUCAGGUCAGGGCUUAACCCGGACCGCUGACUAGGAUCAAUUGUAGUCCCAACCUCGUCCUCAGGGUCUUCUCCUCGACGAUUUUCCAAAUGGCGGCUCGUCAACCUCGUCCCCAGGGCCUUCUCCUCGACGAGUUUCUCCCGUCCCGCCAUUUUGAAGAGUGGAGAAGGCCCUGGGGAAGAGGUUGCGGCUCGUCGGGACGCCAUUUUGAAAAGUGGAGAAGGCCCUGGGGAGGAGGUUGACUCUAGUACAGCAAACUAUCACGCUUCCACGCCAGGGAUAGCACUAUGGCAUCCUUAUUUGACUACAUCGGGUUAACGGUAUGGUGCCAAUGAACACGUUGCCAAGGACGACUUCAGCACUUACCUAACUUGAAUUUCUUAUUUAAAUGCGUGAAGGAUUUUUGUCACAGUUUGUUUAAGAAUUUUUAUCUUCCCCAACUGUAUUUUGACCUCUUCAACAUAUAUGUUUAGUGCGACAGGUGGUUGAACUGAAGGCUCCCAAUUCGAUUAUAACGUGAAAGAGAUGCAGCGGCUCUUUAUCUUAGUCGUGAAAUAUAUACUACGCUGUAGGCUAGCGAAUGCGUUGAUAUCUAUUCAAGAUUUAGUCAUGUUACUCCAAUGAUCGAACAUCUUGGUUGGGACUCACUUGAAGAUCGUCGACUCCUCUUUCAAACUACUAUGUUCUACAAGAUCUUAAUGGGACAUGUUGGUAUUAGCUUUCCUGCUUAAGUCCACGAAAUAACAAGGGCCACCAGAUUACUGAACAGUCGUCCUUUCCAACAAAUCCGUGUAUCAAAUGAUGUCAUAUGCUUCUGAUGAUGUCUAUAAGUUUUCCUUUUAUCCAAGGACAAUAGUAGCAUGGAACAAUUUACCUAUUUAUGAAGAUGUUGAUAUAAAUAAUUUUAAGA